GCACAGCUGGAUGUAGCAGCUGGCAGAGAGAGAGAACUGGAGCCUCCCCCACCAUGGAGAAGUGGACCCCAGGGACCGAGGAUUUCCACUCUUGCAGGUGUGGCAUGGCAGAAGUUCUAAAGAACAGCUCUCCCCAGGACCAGGUGGAGUGGGGACCAAGAGCAGCAUGUCCACCCCAGGCCAUGCUCGGACUUGUCUUCUGGCUUCUUGAUUUUAAUUUGCAAGGGGCAUGGAGGAAGAAAAAGCUGGCAGGUAGAGCAGCUCCAGCCACCCUGAGGACACAGGUGCCCCCCAGGUCUGAGGCCAAGCCACUCCCUCACUCUCCCCAGAGAAGAGUAAACGCCCCGCUCCAGGGAACCUGAAUUGAGCAGAGAGGUGCCCCAUGGCCAGGUGGCUGUGUCUCCCUGAAGAAGGAUGGCGGGCAACGUAGGGAGGCCCUGCCCGCUGGCAGAAGUUGAGACCCGGAGGAAGCUCUGGAGAAGUGCCUUGAGUGUUGUUCUAGGGUGGAGGGGGCACCUUGGAACGCACCUGAUCACGUGACCAUCCUCCCCAAACUUGCAGAAGCAGGACACUUGCUUUUAGGUGAGGUGGCUGAAGAGGCGUGUGGAAGGGAAAGAGGACGGCCCCUCUGUGGGUAGGCCGGGAUGCUGCUGGGUGCGGCUUCGUGGAAGCCAUGCCAAAGGUGCCACCCUGAGAUUUCCUGCAAGAAGAACCUUGCAGAAAAGGGAAAUGACUGGAGUUACAGCUGCUGCAGGGCCCCUGGGAGUGGGGACCUACAGAGGCCCUGGAGUUCUUGGUAGACCAGAUCCAAGGAUGGAGAAGGCAGGACCCAUGCUCUGCACCCGAGGGGACCCAGCCAGAUGGGAAGGGGCAGCCCCUUCACAUCAAAUCCAAGAGUCGAGGGCUGGAGGCAAGCACCCAAGAACAGCUGAGAAGCACCCACUUUGUUGAAAACCAAACCUCAGAGCAUCUGUGACUCACCAUCACUUGGUGACCAGGUGCCAAGGCACUGCUGGUACAUUGGCUUGAAAAUGGAGGCCAGGAUGGGAGUGUGGCGUCAGCACGAGUGAAGACCAGAGGCCCUCCCUGCUCCAGACGAGCAGAGGAAGGUCCCUGCACUGACUCUGGGGGCAGAGUGCGGAGCAGCCCCAGGUGGUCCUGGGGGUGCCCAGGCUCUCUGUUCCCACAGCACAGUGUCUGUCCAGCAUCCCUACAGGACUGUGCUGGGAUGUGGUCCUUGUGUCCUCUGGUAGCUGGGCAGUAUCUGUGACUGCUCAGCUAUCUCACUCAGACAACAGGAGGCGAGUGGACUUGGCUUUGAACUCUGAGCCAUGUGGUCACUCCCAGCCCCCACUUCCCUGCUGCAGACAUUGGCCACGUUCUCACGGCUCUGAGGAACAGGGGUGGCAGUCCCAUGCUGUGCCUCACAGAGGCUAUCUGUGGCCAUACUCAGACAGACUCCCAAGGAUCCCUGGGAUCCUGGACUCUCCUGGCAGGAGUGCAGCACCCACCACAUCAAUGGGAGCAGUGCUCCAAGGAGGCUCUACAGCCACCCAUGGGGCCAGGGCCCAUUCUCUGCAGCCCCCGGAGCCAGCUCAGGACCAGGGUAUGAGGCCCACACAGGCAGGGGUGGGGACUGCCCUGCAUGGGAGUCCCCAGUCCCUAGCAGAAGCCAACAUUUCUUGUUGCCUUCCCAGGCCCCUGCCAGGGACAGGCCCAGCCUGGGAACAGGAGCUACAGUACUCAAGGAUCCUCGGCGUGGCUGGCCACCAGGUGUGCACUCCACCUGCUCCACAGCCCUGGGGUGCUGAGUUGCAGCCUGGGUGGCUCACCCAGGUCACUUUCUCCUCCAGAGGAAGAAGGAUGGCCCAACCCUGCCCCAGAUCCACUGUGGACACAGAGAGCGGUCUCCGCCUCCCACCCUCUGUUGGCUGGUGCCACGGUGAGGACCUGGGGCAGAGAAGCCGUGGCCCUCAAGCUGCGUUCUGGCUUUUGGCAGCCUGUGGAGCUGGGAAGGAGGCCCUGUCUGAGCCAGGAGACUGGCUAUGAAGACUGAAAUGCCAAGGCACAUACAGGAUCCAGACCUCUGGUUCUAGGACACUUUCCUGAAGGAUGUUUCCAAAGUCACUGAGCCACCUUGAACUCUCCAUAAAGUCCACGUUGCAAACUCACUUAAUAUUAUGAAAUCUUGAUCUGUGAAGUAUCUAUGGGAUGGAGCCCACAGCUCAGGGACGAACUGAGAAGAGUUUCAGCUAUGUCAUCAGAGCCCCCAGCAGUGAUGCGUUGGAUGUCACACACGUGGAUGUGAAGAUCGACACAUGCUGGAUAUUCCGGGACCUGGAGGAGAGUGGUGAAGCACAGGGGUGCCUUCCAGAAGAAGUGGCCGGGACCCCAGAGGUGGACACGGGGAUGCUCGGGAAGCAGCUGGAAUCCUCAGAGCAGAAGCCUGUGGCAGCUGUGAACACGCACGUGAUGUCGGAGUCCAGGCUGAGGAGCAGGAUUCAGGCACUGGAGGUGUCACAGAGGAAGCUGCUCCGGGAGGUGGACCGGCUGCGUGCCUGCGUGGUCCAGGAAAGAAGCACCUCACUGUGGGCCCAGGAGCAGCUGCGGGCACUGCAGGAGGAGCUGGUCAGCCAGGUCCGGCAAGAGGAGAGUGUUGCUUGGCGGCAGCGGCAGCAGCUGCGACGGCUGAGGGGGCAGCUGCAGCGCAGGGAUGAGGCGCUAGGGCUGCAGGCUGCGGCCCUGGAGCAUUGCCGGAGGAUCCAGCGGUGCCAACUGGGUCUGGUGCGGGAUCAGGAGCGCGUCCUGCGGGCGCAGGUGCAGCGGUUGGAGAGGGAUGUGCGGCACCUCUGUCGUGCCGCGGGCCUCCUGCUGGCUCAGCGGGGCACUGAGGCCCCCGCGCCAGUCUCGGGCAAGCCCAGGCUGCAGGUCCCCGCCGAUCCCCACAAAGCCCCGGAGGCAGCUGCGGAGCUGCGCGCCCUGCAGCAGAGGGCAGAGUUAAGCGAGCGUGAGCGGGAAGAGGCGGUCCGUCGGCUGCGGGAACAGCGCGCCACCGAGCUCCUGCUCCGCGGGCAGCUGGAGGAGCUGCGCUGCUGCAUCUAUGGGCUGCAGCUGUCCGAGAUUGGCCUGCAGGGCCACGUGGAGGAGCUCGCCCAGCAAAACCAGAGCCUGCGGGAGGAGCUGGGAGCCCAGGCCCCCACUGGUGGCUGUAGCCUGGGUGGCCUGGGCCGCGCUCAGGAUGCCUCGCCAUGCCAGCCCAGGGAGGGGGCGCUGGGUCCCUGCAGCCACGGCCGGCUCGACGGUGCCCAGGGACGUCAGGCCUUCGCAGGCCAGCCCUUGGAGGGACCCGGCACCUGCAUCUGCGCUGGAGCUGGGCCAGGCCCCGAGAGCGUGGGCGAGCUGUCAGAGGGCCGCACAGGGUCUGCCCGUGAACAGCCUCUGGCGGAGCCCAGCCUGGAUGGACAGACUCUUCUCCUGGUGUGUGGUUCUUCCCCAGCGCAGCACAUGGACGGGUCGCUCAUCGCCCUGGACCUGGCCUGGGUUUCAGAGGGCCUUAGAGACGCCCAAGCCCAGGAGCCCUUUCUCCAGGUGCAGACAUCCACGCUUCCGCUCCGGGGCCUGGCUGGGGCCCCUGGGCUCCUGCUGCCACUGCUGUCCCAGGAAGCUCCCCCAGAGGAGCUCCAAGACCUGCUGGACACCAGGUCCACCCCUGCCCCCAGUGCUGCGGCACAUCCCAGCUGGUGUUGUCACCAGACAAGGAGUCCCGACGCCUCCCCGCGCCAGGGGUCUCCAUGCACUUCAGAUCCCCCAUGUCCCAUGGAAGGGUCCAGCUGCAGAGAAGACACUUGGAACAGGGGAGGAGGGACCCCAGCAGGGGGAGCUGGGCACGGGGAGGCGAGGACCUCGGGCAGGAUCGAGGGAGAGCUUGGUGGCAAAUGCCAGCCAGGUCAGGAGAGCUGUGAGGACCCGAGUGUGGGGAGUGGGGUCUGCUCUCCAGGGGGCGUGGGGGACCAGAGUGUGACUUUGGAGACACAGGCCACUGCCUACUGCCCUUGGCUCUGGCAGGAGUGUCCAGCGCCUCCUUUGCAGGGGGAGGACUCCACAGAGGAGCCUGAACCCCUGAGCAGGAGGCAGAAGGUGGGAGGCUGUGGCCGGGGCCUCCUGGGAGGACUGUCACCAGAGGAAGAGGCUCACGGGACUAGCGCUCCACGGCCAGCUGGUGGUCAGCUCCCUGCAGGGAGGAGCAGAGCCCUCGAGAGGUGGGUUCCAGGCAAGCAGGACAGCCGACCGGGGUGUGGAAGUGCUCUGCGUUCCCCAGAGGGAAGCCCUGGGGCUGGGGGACAAGAAGAGGAGGAGGAGAAGGGGCUCCGUGGAGAAGCCUCCAGUCUGGGGAAUGGGCCUGUGCCCCGGGAGCUGGACUUCAGGCAGUGCCAGGGCAAGGAGACACUUCCCUCGGUGGCAGGGUGUGGCUUGCCGCAGUCUCCCAGACUGGCUGUUCCAGGUGAAGACACUGGUCCCCCUCGGGCUCUGAGCAAAGGACAGGAUAGAUAUUCUCUCCAAAUAGAUGCACUUGAGCAGGACGUGGAGGCCUGUUUCCAGCAACUGAACACCCUGAAACUUGGCAGCCGGGGUCACCAGCGGGAGAUGGCCCUCGUGGUGGGAGAGAACUGGAGCUUUGCUCAAAGGAGGCAGAGCAGAGGUGAGGAGAGUGGAGAGGCCACCAGCCUCGAACAGACUGUGGCCCGGGACACCAGCAGAGCUGUUGCAGGGACGUCCCCUGAUCAGGAGGAAGCCAGCCUGGACCCUGCAGAGCUCCACGGGGACGCGCUCUCCACACUCUGGCACACCCUCGAGAGGGCCAGGGCCACGUUGCAUCAGCUUCUUUCCUCACUGAAGAAAGAGAGGAGCCCGGUCUUAUGUGACAGGGCUGCACCUCGGGAAGACCUAGGGGGAUGCUCUCCUAAAGCUUGCCAUCUCGAGGCAGAGGGCCCGCGACGCGCAGCCCGGGUGUGCCGCCUCCAGCAGGCCAACCGGGCGCUGGAGGGAGACCUGGCCCAGCACAGGAGGGAGCUGGGCCAGUACGCGCAGGCCAUUUCCGACCUGGAAGAGUGCAAUGCGCAGAGUUACGGCAAGAUCUCGGAGCUCGAGGAGGAAAACGACAAACUGAAAAGGGAUCUGGGCCAACUCCGGAGGGCCAUGUCCCAGAGCGCCAGGGAAUCCCGCGGCCCCGGGGAGCACGUCGCCCUGGAAAGCAGGGAGCUCAAGGCACCGAUUUCGCAGCGUGGGGUCAGCUAUAAAGAGCUGGUAAGGGGUGUGGGGCUGGGGGUGGAAGGCAGGGUCCGGGCCUCCCAGGGGGAGAACGAGCGCCUUCUACGCAGGGUCCGAGCCCUGGAGCAGGAAGUGGCCUUGCAGACCAGGGGGGACAGGGCACGCUCGUUGGGAGGCCGUCAGCAACCCCAGGAAAGCACCAAGGCGGCGGUGGACAAGGUGUGCACCAUGGACAGAGGGGUGCAGGUGACUCCCCUCUCGGGGCAGCAGGUCACAAGCCCCUGCGGGCCACCCUUGGAGGAGGCAGUGGGCGUCCCUGGAGGGCAGACAGGCCCUGCCUCAGACCUGCAGGAUCCCGGAUGUGGCGCUGGUUCUACUGCUCCAUCACUGGUCAGGAGAAAUGCUGACGUCCCCCGUGUCCUGCGAGGAAGGGGCGGAGCAGGAGGAGGAGCAGCAUGUUUGGAGGGAGAGGAGAAAAGGCCAUGGUGUUCCCACCAAGGGCACGCUCUGAGGACCUCAUGCAGCGGCCCCCAGCUCCAGGAUGCAGAGGCCAAGGCCUCCGAGGAGGACCCCAGGCUGUGUGUCCGGCGGCUCGGUCACCAGAUGCAGACCCUGAAGUGCCAGCUCAGAGACCAGGGGUGGGCGCACUGGGAGCGGCAGGAGGAGCUCAAGGGCAAGCUGGAAGAGCUCCAGAGAAAGCAGCAUGAGGCCGACGUGGCUGUGGCCCCGCUGAAGGCCAAGCUGGCUUCCCUGGUCCACAAGUGCCUACGGAGGAACCACCUCAUCACCCGGCUACUGCAGGAGCUGGGCAGACACGGGCCCGUCGACCUCCUGCUCUCUGAGAUGGCCCAGAACAUGGUCCACGACGUGGCACUGUCCGAGUAUGCUGCUGCCUUCCUGACCCCUGGACUCUCAGAGACAAGCCCCCACCUGGACGUCGGCUCCCAGGGGACAGCAGCUGCAAGAGUUCAGGAACAGCUGCCGAGUUUUGAAACAGACGGUGUCCUCCAAAGCCCGUUGCGCUCAGACUCCUGGCCUUUUCCCAAGGCUGAGUGGCCAGCACCGACAGCUCGGCUGGAUUCGCCAAAGCCGCCUCUGCCCUCGGGGCCCACCCUGGAUCCUGGACCUGGGCCAGCAGUGGUCACCGUGGAACCAGGCGGAGAGCCCCAUCCUGGCCCCCACGCCCACAGCCUUCUGCCAGCCUCGGAGGUCCUGAGCCCGGCGAGGAUCCUGGCUCUUCACCAAGAGCUCAGACAAAGCAUUUGCGGCGAUUCCCAGGCUUGGGAGGAAAGCCGUGCCGUGCCCGCGAGUGUCGAGGAGUCUGGCAGCAGAGGCCAGCCAUCGCCACCCCCUGCGCCAGGCCACCCCCUGCGCCAGGCCCCUGCUUCUCAGCCGGGCACCUUCAUCCCCACGGCAAAGUGUGACCACGUCGGAGACAUUUGGAGAUCAUAGCUGGCUGGCUGCGGCCAGGGGGACAAGGGCAGGGGCUGAAGGACGUCCUCCAGUGCCCACAGCGGCUCCAGGAGGGCCACCCAGCCGAGCCGCAGCGGUACGGAGGCCGUGGGGCCAGCGUAGUCUGGCAGCCGCGGCUCCACCAGGGAGAGCGGUCUCACUUUCUGCCCCCGGGCCCCUCCCCCUGUCCC
Molecule: messenger RNA, 6911 nt
Organism: Marmota flaviventris (yellow-bellied marmot)
Lineage: Eukaryota; Metazoa; Chordata; Mammalia; Rodentia; Sciuridae
Gene: C7H4orf50
Product: chromosome 7 C4orf50 homolog
Source: RefSeq, a predicted model, not a curated record